This is a messenger RNA of Biomphalaria glabrata, 9951 nucleotides long. RefSeq lists its product as uncharacterized. The record is from RefSeq and is a predicted model, not a curated record. Gene Ontology annotation, biological process: receptor guanylyl cyclase signaling pathway; cGMP biosynthetic process; protein phosphorylation. Gene Ontology annotation, molecular function: guanylate cyclase activity; peptide receptor activity; protein kinase activity. Bases 582 to 5117 code for a protein of 1511 amino acids. NCBI's taxonomy places the organism in Eukaryota, Metazoa, Mollusca, Gastropoda, Planorbidae. The transcript has 19 exons.
UCCACUAUGCUUCUUCCUCCCUAAGAGAGUCAAAAUUUGCUUGACCGCUUACGCAGUGCUGGAGACACAGACCAAAAAAAUGUCUAUGUCCGUCUAGUGACUUAUCAUCAACAGUUCGCCUCGGCUCAGAUUUGAAAGAGCAGGCAGCAGCGUUGCAUACACGGCCUUGACAUUUGGGACGAUGUAGCCAAAAGAUGGAAUCGCUUCUGCUUUUUAUUUCUUUUAUCUUUGUCCACCAUUCACAUUAUGUUCCGUGUUUGAGAUCAAAGGGAGAUAAUGUUUAAUUCCAACAUAACAAAAACUUCUGAGCACCAAAGCUUUGUGGAUUUCUGUGGAAGGAUUUACUGAAAGGAAAUGAGAAAAUACAAACAAAAAAACAACAAAACAUGAGGCACGAGGAUUUCUAGUUGACCAAUGAUCAGUGCUGAGUUAGCUCGAUAGGAUACACUGGUCAGCUGUAGAACAAUUUAGUGCUGACCGGACGGAUGUUUUCUGUAUGGAAGCGGUUUACCGAACAUCUAAAGAGAGCCAAGCAAGUGACUUUAUUCAAAGACAUGUAAACCAUAAAAAGAAAGAUUGCGAUGCUGAAACGGCGCAAAAAGAAAACCAGCAUCUGGGGAAUCCUGCACAUUCAACGCUUAGUUGGUCGCUGCCUUCUCAGAAGUCUGACGGAAGUGAUACAGAGCAGAAGUGAAUGUUUUCUGCACGUCUUGAGUCCAACUUGUAUUCGUUGGACGCGUAGAUUGAAUAUUUGGUCAUGCGCAUUGUGGAUUUUGGCGUUCUUCACCACGCACUUUGUAAUGACGUCGACUGCGCUGCUAACGACACCGCAGACUUUAAAUCUUGGGAUCCUGGUGGCAGAGUCCUGUGACGCGGCCUUGAACGCCAAGAUUGAUAAGCUCGUUGCGCAAGCGUUUCAGGACGUAAGCGUCAGAAUACAACAGGAGUCAGGCUCUGCUGUGACUCCACUUGGUUUUUCUUACUAUCUCCAAAGCCACUGCCACUUGAGAGACGUCGUGAAAAAUCUGGACGAUAUUUUUGGAAACGCGUCCUCUCACGCCAUCUUGGUGCUCGCCUCGAGUGAUCUCCACGCGUCCUUAGUAACCAUGUCCGACAUCUACGCCAAGGCGUACAUUUCGCUCAACAGCAACCUGCUGGUUCCGUCAGAAGGGCUGGCGUUGAGCUUGGCGCCCUCCUACAUCCAGCAAGCCAUGAUCAUGUCUAAACUUCUGGACACGUAUCAAUGGCAGACGGUACACGUCAUCCACGCGAAUUUCAAGUCGUUCAGUGAGUUCGCGAUCUACUUCUAUCUCAGAAUGACUUUCUAUAAGUUUAACGUGACCUUGGGGAACCCCGUUAAGUCGCCAGUGAACGCCUCGGAUGCUAUACCGCCACUCAAAGAAGUUGGAUCGUCUAAAGUUGUUCUACUUCUGAUGGAUCUCGCUGACCAACUGACCUUUCUCGCCGUCGCCUCCUCACUGGCCAUGACCAGAGACCACGCCUUCUUCACAUUUACCAAAUCACCCUACGACGUGACGUACAUGAGCUUGGUUGGCAUGAAAGCGGACGUGACGUCACAGCCACAAUUCUUUAACGACUCCAGCUCCGACAAAGUCAACAUUUUCAGCAGCGUCUUCGUCAUCGCCCCGUCAUUUCCCGCAGACAGCUCCCGAAACAGUACGCCCGUGUUCAGGAGAAAGCGCCACCUUGUUGAGAAAGCCAUCCCCUUCCCAGAAACACCUUCCAGCAGACAAUUUGAAAAGCAAACGACCAGUUUAAAAUUCGUCUCGGAAACUCUGAGACAAAAGAGAAUCCGAACGAUUUCGAGGACGCCCUCAGGGGAAACACGCCCAUGUGUAAAUAGCAGAAGUGUUGAGAAAAUGUUCAAUAUUGAAACGGAUACUGAACAUUCUGUUAUUUCUAGGACGUUCCAUUCAGAACUUAGACCAACCGUGAGCUCUUCCAAUUCCAAAAACUCUCCGGCGUAUUUACCCUCUGUUCAAACAGAAGUGAAAAGCGCUUUUUCGUCUUUCGUGCUGGCGCGAAACACGGCUCCAACUCAGGGCAGGCAUGACCUAGAUUUUUUUUCUGUACAAAGUGUGGAUCUCCAAAAUAAAAAUAAUAAUUUCCCUCCUCGGACCACAACCGAGACCCUUCAACGAAACAUCGAAGCAGCAACAAAGGCGAAGGUUGACGAGGACGCCGAUUCUCUCAUCUUCGCUAGCGAGGAACACUUUUUCGGGAAUUCCCUAAUGGGCCAUCGUCUGCUCGCUUCAGAAUCAUCUUUCAAAUUACGCAUCAAGCGAGAUCUCGAGAGUUUUAAGCCCAGCGACCUGGACGUCAAGGCUGUGUACGACGUGGUCUACGCGGUUGCGUACUCCGUAUACAAACAUCUCGAGACGUCAGCCACAACGGAAAUACCGCAAGGGCAGACCUUUAUUCAAGCCGUUCGGAAUAUUUCUUUUUCGGGAAACUCCGGUGAAUUCAUCAUCGAUAAAGACGCGAGUGUUCAUUACGACUUUAUCGUUUACGACUUUAAUGAGAAGUCCAAAGUUCUGGAACGUCGAAUCUUUUACGCGGCCACGUCGCCGUUUGAUUGGACCUUUGAGUCCAUUGGGGAGAUCUCUUGGCCUGAGGAGAUCAUCCUUGAGCCAGAUCUCUGCUUCAAGCAGUUACCAAACUGUAAUGACGGUCUUAAAGUGCCCUAUAUUGCUGCUAUUGUCAUCUCGGCCAUUGUUCUGGUUGUCGUUGGGAUAGCAGCUGCAUUUAUCUUCAGACGAUAUUGGUUGAACAAGGAAAUGACUAAAGGUCCCAACAAGGUCAUACUGAGCUCCGAAGACCUGGUGUUUGUCUUACGGAAAGACAUGGGCAAAGGUUCACGGAUUCUCAAGUCCAGAGCUACAUUGCUGGAAAAAGACAAUGCCCCUGACUUGAUACGAGGUUCGGAUCCUAAUCGCUCUAUGGCCAGCAUCAAUGAGCUGAGUGAUUACACUGAGACUGCGCGAUACAACGGUGACUUGGUGCACGUGAAAGAGCUGGACAUCAAGGGAUUUGAAAUGAGGAGCAAACUGCUCACCUACAUACGUAUGUGUCGAGAUCUGCGUCAUGAGAACUUGAACCCAUAUGUUGGGUUUCUGGCUGACCCCUUGAGACCGUCCAUCGUCAUGGAAUACUGCAGUCGAGGUAGUUUAAAUGACAUCAUCCACAACGACGACUUCAAGCUGGAUUGGGACUUUAAAUUGUCUCUUCUCACUGAUCUUGUCAGGGGGGUCCGGUACCUGCACUCGUCGGCCCUGAAGUUCCAUGGGCACAUUACCUCAAAGAAUUGCGUCAUAGACAGCAGGUUCGUCCUAAAGAUUACAGACUACGGGAUCUCUGGCAUCAUGGAGCGAUGCAAAGCUACGCUGGAAUUUGAGACCAGAGAUCUCCUGUGGUCCGCUCCUGAACUACUCAGAGAUCUGGUCUUGCUUCAGAAAGGAAGUGAAAAAGGUGACCUCUACGCCAUUGCCAUCAUCUUCCAGGAGGUCAUACUUAGAAGUGAGCCUUACAGCACAACAGGUCUUACUCCUGAAGAGAUCGUCAAAAAGCUCAAGAAGCCGCCCCCGCUGAUCAGGCCCUCGGUCACGCCUCAGGCGGCCCCACCCCAGUUUAUACAGAUCAUGAAACAGUGCUGGUCUGAGAUGCCGGAGAUGAGGCCAGGGAUUGACGAGGUUUACGAUCAGUUCAAGAAGCUGACCGGUGGCAAGAAGGCAAACAUUGUGGACACUAUGUUUAAAAUGUUAGAGAAGUACUCCACUGACCUGGAGGAUAUCGUGGCCGAGAGGACAAUGCAGCUAGAGGAGGAGAAAAAGAAGACUGACCAGUUACUGUUUAGGAUGUUACCUCCGACAGUAGCAGAGAGUUUGAAGAUGGGCAGGAACGUGGAGGCCGAGUGUUUUGACGAGGUGACCAUCUACUUCUCUGACAUCGUUGGCUUCACCACUAUCUCUGCCAUGUCCACACCUAUGCAAGUGGUAGACCUACUGAAUGACCUGUACACCAUGUUUGAUGCCACCAUUAAUGACCACGAUGUCUACAAGGUGGAGACCAUUGGUGACGCCUACAUGGUGGUCAGUGGUUUGCCCAUCAGGAACGGCAACAGGCACGCUGGGGAGAUUGGUACCUUAGCCUUGGUGCUGUUGAGUCAGUGUGGCAAGUUUACUAUCCGACAUAUGCCUCAGGUACCCUUAAGACUUAGGAUAGGACUGCAUACAGGCUCUUGUGUUGCUGGUGUAGUGGGACUGACAAUGCCCAGAUUUUGUCUGUUUGGAGACACAGUCAACACAGCUUCUAGAAUGGAAUCUACCGGUGCAGCCUUUAGAAUCCACAUCUCUGAAACGUGUAAAUUAGCUCUGGAUGUUUUGGGUGGAUACAUCACAGAAUACAGAGGACAAACAGAACUCAAGGGUAAAGGUCUACACAACACUUACUGGCUUGUGGGCAAAGAAGGAUUCGACAAGGAGCUUCCAGAACCACCUCCUGUAACCGGUGACACAACUCAUGGAUUGGACUCCAUUCUUGGAGAUAUCAAACUAGAAAACAUGUUAAAUGUAACUCCACACGAAACUCUGGCCAAAUCAAUCUCCGCUCCAAACUUUAACAAUAAAUGCGAUAUUGAACACUUGGAUUCGCACUGUCAGCCGUCCAGCGGAGGUUGCAGCAGCAGCAGCCAAGCCACCAAUGUACACGACGAUCACCACAGCGGCGCCCCUAACCAUCAUACCAGUGUCGUCAAAGCAGACAUCAACAUCACCGGGCGAGCGCCUAGAAACGACUCCGCCAGCGACACGUUAGUGGAGAUGAUGUCGGAGGCCGAGCCUCCUACGGCAUCGGUGCUCAAGAAUAAGCACAGUGAGAGCAACGACAGCGGCUUUGGCAGCGAGCGGAAGCACUCCCAUGGGAACGACAGCUUUUCUCCGGCACCCCAAGGAGGUGUCGCCUCUGCUGGCUUCAUCGGCGUCGACAAGCAGAGGCGGACUAAGACGUCUGUGGUUUCAUCCUCGGACGUAAGCCUGCAUACUAAUUAUUCCAUGCUGGUGGACCUGACGGACGAGCUGACUCCAGUGACGGAAGUUUGACGCUUGCUUAAAAUCUUCGCGUGAGUUCCCUUGAGCUUGGCGGCUAGCAGAUUUGAAGCAGAGGCAACCUUGAAGAGUGGCGAUCGCCCUAGGCACCUCCCGUGAGGGGAUGGAUUCGCCCGCUAUAAGGAGUAUGCGAGGCACCCUGGCACGCCUUCAAAUGUACCGCACCAACAGGCUAGAGACUGAACUCCAAUAUGGUUGAUUUAUUUGACAACGGUUGUCCUAAAGAUUGAUUUGUUACCUGGCACUGUUGAAGCUGCAUCUAUACCAAUUAUCAUAAAGUUCUUAGCAUAAUAUUUGGGGGUUAUGUUAGGGUUAGGCCCCGCAUAUAACAUUACACAAGGCCAUUCCUACUGCUAAGGCUACCCCAGAAUCAAGCCUGUUUGAGCAUGGCUUUCCGGGUCUUACUAUGACUUAUGAGGGUCAUAACGAAUGAUAUAGCAUUGAAACAACAAGUGAAAUCAGUUUUCAUCGUCAUUGGCAAACAUUGACCUAUACCUCCGUUUAGAUGUUGCUAUUGUUAUUUAAAGGCUAGACUAAAUUAAACAUUUUAUUAAAUAGAUAUAACUCCUUGUUGCACUAUAAUUAACUUCUGGCAUCUAAACAUAUGGAACAUUAUGUUUAUUCUUAUAUAGCCUUUAGCAGUUUGAAACCUACUUUUCAUAUAUUACAGUGAGUUUUAUAUUGAAACACAUAUAAAUACAGUAUAUCAAACAGUUUUUUGACAAUUUAUUUGCACCAUAACUGAAAUUGGAACUAUGCAGUAGGUUCCAGUCAAAUGUUUUAUACUAGCAGGGAAUUCUUGUGUACAUAAACUGUAUCCGUUGGGAGGAGGGAACUCUGGAGUGAAUUAGAUCAAAUCUGUUUCUAUAACUAAGUUUAAAACUUGUUGUAAUGUUUCACACUAGAAGUUCAAGUAUUUUUAUUUCCUUUUUUUCGUUUUUUCUACAAGAACAACUUAUAAGCAUUUCCUUGGAUACAUGACGUUUGUAUCAACAUUCACCUCUUCCGCAGUCUUACGAUCAUGUGAAUCAGAUGAUGGCAUUUAUUUAUAGAUUUUGAUUGUUGAUUGCAUUUUCUUUUUCAAUGUUGACCUUUCACCUUCACCCUUGCCCUUUGACCUUUUUAGAGGUCUCUCUUGUGAUGAAAUUAUGAGUUUAAGACUGUAUCUAUGUUGUUGUUGUUGUUUUUUUCACACUAUCUGUUAGACUCUUUUCUAAAUAAAUAUUUCUAUUUCGGUUUUUUCCCCAUCAUUCUAUUUUUACCAGUGUCACAUUCCUGGUCCGAACAUUUCGGGUCACAGGCUACGCUAUGAAUCACAGGCGUGUUUAUUUCGGUGAGGUGCCCUUUAAGCUACGUCAUAAUUCAUCAAAUACUCUCUAAUCACGUUCCUUCAAGCUCAUGCCACAGUUAUCACAGCGCCCUCUGUCAGUCGUUUAUCUGUGUGUUGAUUACUUUAAAAAAAAAUGUUACACUCAUUUCCCUUUGCGACUUAAUGACAAGUGAAAGAGUUUAAAAUGCUUCUCUAUAAAGAGGAAUUAAGAACAGGUUUGCACUUUUCAAUGAUGAUAGCAUCAAUCACAGUUCAGACACAAAAGGAAAUACACUUGUUGAAGACAGGCUCAGAAGACGAAAUGAAAUAUUAAAAAUAGACCACCAACAGACAACAGCUUGGUCUGGAUGAGAUACGGGAAAAUAUGCAGGUCAAAACUGGGUUUGCGCAGUCAUGUGAAAUGAUGCACUCAUCCUUAAUUUUAGAGAUCGAAGUCAUUGCCAUUGUUAUUAUUGUUAUUAUUAUUAUUAUAGUUGUUAUAAAUUAUGACUGUGUCUACCUCAAGAUAAAUCUCGAAACAAAAAGAUUGUUUUACGUGUGAGCUACAGGUCAACAGGUACCUCCAUCAACAAAGGUCAUACAAAGGUUGAGCAAUUAGAGACGUCCGUCUAGUUAGGUGUCGUUAUGGAGAUGCAUAUCCAAGUGUUACAUGCCGGUCAUUGCGGUCAGGGAAAGCAAAAAUACAACAACAACUACGACCCACCUACAGCCACCUACGCCUGCACGACUUGGACGUCAUUCUUCAAAGUGGAAACGAGGUUAAACGUGGCACAGCACCUUUAUGGAGGACCUAAAGUCUGUACACACUGGCCAUGGGGAGGCUGUAGAAGUCGCCAGCGACCGAUCUCUCUGGAGAGAACUUUCUGCCUUAUACGCCGAACAGCGCGGGAGAAUCUAAUUCCAAGUAAAUCUAAAGAUAAGAUCAAUGGCUCAAACCGAUUAGUUACCUCUCAAGAAGGUUUGAGUUUGAAACCCGAGCUGAGUUGUGUUUUCCGAGCGCCUAAAGGCAGCACGGAAAUCUCCCAGAUACCCCCUUUCCCCCACUUGUCCACAAAAGAAAUUGGACCAAUGCGCUCUGAGCAAUAAGCAGGAAAGAUGCUCUGUACAAAAGAGAUUGGAUCAAUGCGCUCUCAGCAAUAAGCAGGAAAGAUGCUCUGUACAAAAGAGAUUGGAUCAAUGCGCUCUCAGCAAUAAGCAGGAAAGACGCUCUGUACAAAAGAGAUUGGACCAAUGCGCUCUGAGCAAUAAGCAAGAAAGAUGCUCUGUACAAAAGAAAUAUUAAAAAAAAGUAUUACUACCAAUGAAGGUGAAGCUUUGUAGUACUUUUAUUGGAAUACAAAAAUAGUUUCAUUAUCCUAACAAUAAUUCCUAAAGAGGAAACAUAUUGUUUUGAUUAGUUUAUGCCUAAAUUAGUACUAAAACUAUGUUAAAGAACUUUGUAAUUGAGUCUAAGACUUUUGGAACUCUAAGCCCAUGGAAGCUUGCCUCUAUCUCCUGAGUGAACAAACUUUUGUCUGAGGAUGAUCCAAGCAGAUAUAAAUUAUUACAUCACUACUUCCGAUGGCUCGUAUCCCAAGACACUUGGGGUAGAAGCGAGUCAAAAGACCGAGCACAACGGGAAAAAUCUCCCUAUAUUCCUUCUCUGUACCACAUUAGCCGUGCAGGUUGUGUGUAUAAUGACUUGUUUGUUGGAACUUUCUUCCAUCCCCACCAGACUCGGUUCUUACGCAUCACAACAGGGGUUCCUUUUGGCUUUGCCUAAUUGUCUCCAUUUAAUAUUGUUUUCACCCUAGUAACACGGAGAGGCUGAGAAGCAAUGCCCUGGUGUUAAAAAACAACAAAACAAACGUAAUGGUCUGCUAGUCCCUGUAUUUAGCUAAAUAAACUUUUCGGUUCUCAUAAUGUCGAAUAUUUUUUUAUGAUGACUGAUGUUGUAAGACAGAUUUUUUGAUUGAUGCCUUAACCUCAUACAUUUUGUAUUGGACUGUUAGCAUUUAAACAUAUCAGUAAUUUAGAAUCUGUGUAAAUCUACUCGUGACAUUUAGCUGCCUAGCUGGUGAAAGUGUUUGUACUUCAUUAUUGACAACUUGAAAUCUAGUCAAAAUCAAAAUAUUAGUUGGCAACUAUUUAUUUAAUUAUAAUUUUAUUUCAUAUGUAUGUUAAUUUUUUUACUAUUAUUUUGUCUUAUUGACUGUUAUGUCAUUUUAAAUUGCAGUCUGACUACAUUUCUUUAAUUUAACAGUAAUUCUAAGCUUUAACUUUUUAAUUUGAGAUUUUCAAAUAGUGGCCUACAAAUCAUGGAACCAAAUGGCUCGUUGCGCCAAGGUCCAUAAGUAAAAGGGACCCACAGGGGGAUUGGAAACAAAAGUUUGUAUUGCUUUUAAUAAGAACUACAAGCAUUGAGUGUAGUGGUACGUUUAUUUGAGAAAGUCGUUACUGAAUUGGGCGCAAUGUCACGGUUACUUGUUAAAGGUGAUACAUACAUUGCAAUGUCUCUUUUUUUUUUUUUUUUGUAUACUGAUACAUACAGGACUUCUCCAUUUUUUUGUCCAACUCAGUCUUCUAAUUUAGUGAAGAAAACCUCUACCGUAUUAUUGAAUCAGGACCCACGGGUAUCCUGAUAAGCCACUCCCCCCCUCCAUUAUUGAAUCAGGUCCCACUGGUAUCCUGAUAAGCCACUUCCCCCCCUCCAUUAUUGAAUCAGGACCCACUGGUAUCCUGAUAAGGCCACUGUUUCCUAGUAUUGAGCCUGGACCCACUGGUAUCCUGAUAAGGCCAGUGCCUCCUAGUAAUGAGCCUGGACCCACGGGUAUACUGAUAAGGCCACUUCCUCCUAAAAUCGAAUUUGGACGCACGGGUAUCCUUAUAAGGCCACUGCUUCCUAGUAUUGAGCCUAGACCUACGGGUAUCCUGAUAAGCCACACUUCCAACAUAAACGUGGAAACUAAAUGAGCACAUGAUAUUGAAGUCAUAGUUCUAUCGUUUUCCGUGCUUAUUGCUGCAGUACAACUCUAAAGGAAAGUGCUAUAGAGGUAAAUGUCUUGAAGACUCCGUCCACAAUGUCUUCGAAUGUGAGACUGUUUUUCAACUCGUUAUUUAUUAUGUUUCCGUGAUUUGAUGUAUGGACACAACUUGAAUUGAUUCGUUUUAGAUUGUGUAAGAUUGAAACAGGAGCUCAUGUGUUUUUGAACAAUUUCCUAAUAUAAAUAUGGUAUGAUUGCAUGUUCUUCCCGCUGUAUAGAAAAUGUUUUGCUAAAACCAUGUAAGUUUAGUCAGAAAAUGUGUACUUUAUGUGGAUGUAAAUGACCUUCACUUUUUCACACUUAUGACGUUGAACUUUGACCUGAACACAUUUUUUUCACCUAAUAAUGUUUCACUCUAAAUGUUCCAUUUAAUUUGUGCUAGAUUAUUCUAUCCAAAAUACAAUCACACACAUUGUACACCUUCAACUGCACAUGUAUAUAAGCCUUUCAGAAAAUUAAACUAAUGUUUACAAUC